Messenger RNA from Musa acuminata AAA Group (dessert banana), 1398 nucleotides. RefSeq names its product SWR1 complex subunit 6-like. Gene Ontology annotation, cellular component: Swr1 complex. The coding region runs from base 465 to 986 and encodes 173 amino acids. The record is from RefSeq and is a predicted model, not a curated record. The transcript is spliced from 4 exons. Gene Ontology annotation, biological process: chromatin remodeling. Gene Ontology annotation, molecular function: nucleosome binding. NCBI's taxonomy places the organism in Eukaryota, Viridiplantae, Streptophyta, Magnoliopsida, Zingiberales, Musaceae.
CACCACUGUCUCCUCAUCCUCGGGACCUCAAUGGGACCAUUGAAAAUCUCGUUCUGUCCUAGGAAUUGGUUUUGUCUUUGCGCAUUGCGUAGAUAUGUGACAGCCGGCUAUGCGUGGUGAUCCGGAAGGAAUGAAGGAGAGAGAGAGAGAGAUGCAGGAAGCGGUGGUCGGAAGGCAAGUGCUGCGGCAGCAGGAGACGGUGGACGAAGAUGAUGAGGUAAAGGGAAGGACGGGGUGGAGGAAUACGACGCACGUACUCUUCGAUAUGCCCCUAAAAGAAUCAAAUAAAGACUCAUACAUUUCCAGUUUAGGAGUAUUAUUUGAAAUAUUAAAAGAUUCCGGGGGUUAAUCACAAAAUUUUAUAUCCUCUGCCCCCUUUUCCUCCCGGACGGCUCUCCCUCGUUCCCAAGAAGCCCUCGAAGCCAAACCCUAAUCUCGUUGAGCUCUGCGAAACUCUUGCCACCAUGGAUGAAGAGAACACGGGCCCAUUCCGCCGGACGUCAAGCCGGACCAAGAAGAUCGCCGCCAAGAUGGCCGCCGCUCUUGCCAGCACCGACAACCGGACUCAGGCAGCGCUUGCGCGCCUCGAGUCUUUGGAAAAUGAUAACGCGGGGGCGGAGAAUGUGGAGAUUAAUGACGACGACGAUGCUUCUUUGGAUGAUGAUGAUCAAGCUUAUGUUCAAAAGAAACAAGCGAAGAAUAUGAAACGCAAGACAAGGCAGGCAAAAGCACUUGAAAAUGCAAAGAAAGCACCCAGGACAUUUACGGAGCUGUUACAGGAGGCAAACUUAGAGGCUUUGCCUCCACAUGUUCCUUCCUAUUUGAGAGCUGCAGUUGGCCCACCAAGCACAUCGUCACGUCGUCAUUUCUGCACUGUUUGUGGUGAUGCUGCAAACUAUACAUGUGUGAGAUGCGGAGUGCGAUUCUGUUCAUGUCGUUGUCAAGUUAUACACAAUGAUACUAGGUGUCUGAAGUUUGUAGCUUGAUCUUGACUUGCUCACUGCGCUUCUGUGGAUUGAGUUCAUACACAGGCCUCCUCAAGUUCAGCUUUAUCAGAAGACUGAAGGUCUGCUGUGCUUCUCUGCACACUGUAUCUAGUUUUUCUUAGAAGAAUGGAUAUGCUUUUCCGGCUAUUCCUUCUGUCGUGUUUCCAUUUUCAGAUACUUGUAGAAAGGUAGUUAAUCUGUCGGGGUCAGUUUCUAUAAAUCUGCAUAGCGAAAUAUGUGUCUUCCUUAAAAGAUAUAGACAAGAAAGGAAGGAAAAAGCAAUCAACUCUGAUUGCAUUUGAUCUGUCCCAAGUUCCAUCAUUCUUGUUGCUCAAGGUCGCCUUUUCUGAACUAUGGUUAACAUAUGUGCCUCAUUUUCUGUGAUUAUAGAUUGUUCAUAUCUUUGGGUCUA